AGGGGCGACCCGGAGCACACUCGGCGCGGGGGCCAGGCGUUGUACGACCUGGUGUACGACGCGGCCCCCUGGCACGAGCUGCUGCCGCGCGGUCACACCUUUAGCGUGGAGCCGCGGCUGUGGAGCUGCACCGACCUGACCUCAUCGCACCUCGUGUGGGCCCGAACCAAGGACGCAAUCUGCGACAGCAUUCGCCAAUACAGGUCCGACAAGCCCGCCCCGCCCCCCCGCGGCCAGGUGGCCGACGUGCCGCUGUUCGUCAGCUGCUACCGGGACCACGUGCGCAUCUUCCGGGACAUGAGCGGGGAGUCGCUGCACAGGCGGGGCUACCGCGAUGUCAUGCACCGGGCUGCCCUCAACGAGGCGGCGGCUGCGGGGCUGCUCACGCUGGCGGGCUGGGGGGAGGCGCUGGCGGCGGCAGGGGGGGACGGGGAAGGCCUAGUCCUGGCGGACCCCAUGUGCGGCUCCGGCACACUGCUCAUUGAGGCGGCCCUCAUGGCGCGGGACAUCGCACCCGGCCUCGCCCGCUCGCUGCUGCUGCCUGAUGAUACUUCGGCUAGCUCUUCUCGCAGGGAAAGCAGCAGCAGCAGCCGCAGCGGGGGAGGAGGCAGGGGGAGGGGCAGCGGCAGCAGCAGCAGCC
Messenger RNA from Astrephomene gubernaculifera, 640 nucleotides. NCBI's taxonomy places the organism in Eukaryota, Viridiplantae, Chlorophyta, Chlorophyceae, Chlamydomonadales, Astrephomenaceae. The record is from the annotation of a GenBank genome assembly.